AUGAAGGGACUUAUCCUCGUUGGCGGCUUCGGGACGCGCCUCCGCCCCUUGACCCUCACACUGCCGAAACCGCUGGUCGAGUUUGCCAACAAGCCCAUGAUCGUGCACCAGAUUGAGGCUCUCGUCUCAGCUGGUGUCACCGACAUUGUGCUGGCUGUGAACUACCGUCCCGAGAUUAUGGAAAAGUUCCUCGCCGAGUACGAGGAAAAGUACAACAUCAACAUCGAGUUCUCUGUCGAAAGCGAACCCCUCGACACCGCCGGUCCCCUCAAGCUCGCCGAGAAGAUCCUCAAGAAGGACGACACCCCCUUCUUUGUCCUCAACUCGGACGUCAUCUGCGACUACCCCUUCAAAGAGCUUCUCGAGUUCCACCGCAGCCACGGCAACGAGGGCACCAUUGUCGUCACAAAGGUCGAGGAGCCCUCGAAAUACGGUGUCGUUGUCCACAAGCCCAAUCACCCCUCGCGCAUCGACCGCUUUGUCGAGAAGCCCGUCGAGUUUGUCGGCAACCGUAUCAAUGCCGGCCUAUACCUCUUCAACACAUCUGUGCUCGAGCGCAUCGAGCUGCGCCCGACGUCGAUCGAGAAGGAGACGUUCCCCGCCAUGGCCAACGACCACCAACUGCACUCCUUUGACCUGGAUGGCUUCUGGAUGGACGUCGGUCAACCCAAGGACUUCCUGAGCGGUACUUGCUUGUACCUCUCCUCGUUGACAAAGAAGGGCAGCAAGGACCUCACCCCUCCCACAGAGUCCUACGUGCACGGCGGCAACGUCUUGAUCCACCCCUCAGCGAAGAUUGGCAAGAACUGCCGCAUUGGCCCCAAUGUCACCAUUGGGCCCGAUGUGGUUAUUGGCGACGGUGUCCGUCUGCAGCGCUCCGUUCUCCUGCGCGGAUCCAAGGUCAAAGACCACGCGUGGGUCAAAUCGACUAUUGUUGGUUGGAACAGCACGGUCGGCCGCUGGGCGCGCCUGGAGAAUGUCACCGUGCUGGGCGACGACGUGACCAUUGGCGACGAGAUCUACGUCAACGGUGGCAGUGUCUUGCCGCACAAGUCCAUCAAGGCCAACGUGGACGUCCCGGCCAUUAUCAUGUGA
Molecule: messenger RNA, 1095 nt
Organism: Emericellopsis atlantica
Lineage: Eukaryota; Fungi; Ascomycota; Sordariomycetes; Hypocreales; Bionectriaceae
Product: mannose-1-phosphate guanyltransferase
Exons: 4
Coding region: 1-1095 (364 amino acids)
Biological process (GO): GDP-mannose biosynthetic process; cell wall mannoprotein biosynthetic process
Cellular component (GO): cytoplasm
Molecular function (GO): mannose-1-phosphate guanylyltransferase (GTP) activity; GTP binding
Source: RefSeq, a predicted model, not a curated record